Molecule: messenger RNA, 4974 nt
Organism: Danio rerio (zebrafish)
Lineage: Eukaryota; Metazoa; Chordata; Actinopteri; Cypriniformes; Danionidae
Source: RefSeq, a predicted model, not a curated record
AGGCAAAGACUCUUAUUCAGAAUGAUUGAGAAAACACAAGCUGAACAGAGAAGCAGAAAACACCAUUACUUACUAUACCAGCCGCCAGGAACAGCAGAUCCAGUUCAGGGUAUAUUAACAGUGUCCUCAGACUCCUCUGAAUGCUGUGUUUAUUGUGAAGGACAGCCUGAGCACACCUUGACCUGUCAGGCUGAAAUCAGGUAAAGUGUUAUCAGUCUAAUAAAGGGGAAGAUAUAUAAUGCUGGAGUUGCGGAAGAACUGACUGAUAGCGGAGACCCACGCCAGCCAGAGCAGAUCAUCUCCACAGAUGCAAACUAACAGAGAAGAAUGAUGAAGAAUAAAAGUGGAAACUCUCCAGAGGACAGCGAAGUCAUAUACAACGCUGAAGAUGCUGACCUAAAGAAUGGUGAAGUCAAAAAAAAAGAGAAAGCACCGACUGUCGGAUUCUUUCAGCUGUUCCGCUUCUCCACAUGGAGGGAAGUCUUGAUGAUGGUUGUGGGCAGCUUUUGCUCUCUGGUUCACGGUGCUGCCACCCCUCUCAUGUUGCUGGUGUACGGCAUGAUGACCAACACAUUCGUGGAGUAUGAGGUGGAAAUUCUGGAGCUCACAGACCCCAACAAAACCUGCAUCAACAACACCAUCAGCUGGAUGAACGGUUCUGCAGUCCAACGGCCUGACAACACCACCAUAUACUGUGGUGUAGAUAUCGAGGCUGAAAUGACCAAUUUUGCACUUUACUACAUUGGAAUUGGAGUUGGAGUUUUAAUCUUGAGUUUCUUUCAGAUCACGUUUUGGGUUUCUGCAGCUGCCAGGCAGAUCCAGCGCAUCCGAAAAACCUACUUCAGAAAGAUCAUGUGCAUGGAGAUCGGCUGGUUUGACUGCAACUCUGUGGGGGAGCUGAACACGAGGAUGUCUGAUGACAUCAACAAAAUCAACAACGCUAUAGCGGACCAGGUGUCCAUCUUCAUUGAGAGGAUCUCCACGUUUAUAUUCGGCUUCAUGGUGGGCUUCAUCGGCGGCUGGAAGCUGACACUGGUGGUCAUCGCAGUCAGUCCUCUAUUAGGCCUCGCCGCAGGACUCAUGGCUAUGGCAGUGGCGAGGCUGACGGGUCGUGAGCUGAAGGCUUAUGCUAAAGCCGGAGCGGUGGCUGAUGAAGUGCUGUCCUCCAUCAGAACAGUGGCCGCUUUCGGAGGAGAACACAAAGAGGCAGAGAGGUAUGACAGGAAUCUGGUGCAGGCGCAGGAGUGGGGCAUAAAGAAGGGCAUGAUCAUCGGGGUGUUUCAGGGCUAUCUCUGGUGCAUCAUAUUCCUGUGUUACGCUCUCGCCUUCUGGUUCGGCUCUAAACUGGUCAUCGAGACCCAGGAGCUCACACCUGGAGGACUCGUUCAGGUGUUCUUUGGUGUUCUGAUCGGGGCCAUGAAUCUGGGUCAGGCUUCUCCUUGUCUGGAGGCUUUUGCUUCAGGUCGAGCUGCAGCCAAGAGUAUAUUUGACACCAUUGACAGAGAACCAGAAAUCGACUGCUUCUCUGACGAAGGUCACACUUUAGAUAAAGUGAAAGGUGACAUUGAAUUUCACAGCGUUAACUUCAACUAUCCCUCCCGUCCUGAAGUAAAGAUAUUAGAUGAUUUGAACAUUGUGGUCAAAGCUGGCGAGACGACAGCGUUUGUUGGACCCAGCGGAUCAGGAAAAACCACAACAAUACAACUCAUCCAAAGGUUCUACGACCCAAGUGAAGGAAUGGUUUCCCUGGAUGGUCAUGACAUCAGAAGCCUGAACAUCCAGUGGUUGCGUUCUCUUAUUGGCGUCGUGGAGCAGGAGCCGGUUCUGUUCGCCACCACGAUCGCUGAAAACAUCCGAUAUGGCAGAGCUGGAGUCACAAUGCAGGAGAUCAUAGAGGCUGCCAAACAGGCCAAUGCCUAUAACUUCAUCAUGAGUCUUCCUCAGACAUUUGACACAUUGGUUGGUGAAGGUGGAGGGCAAAUGAGCGGAGGACAGAAACAGAGGAUCGCCAUUGCUCGAGCGCUGGUCAGGAAUCCCAGAAUCCUCCUGUUAGACAUGGCCACAUCAGCGCUGGAUAAUGAGAGUGAGGCUGUCGUACAGGAGGCCUUGGACAAGGCUCGACAGGGCCGAACAACUAUCAGCAUCGCACAUCGUCUGUCCACAAUCCGUAAUGCAGACGUGAUCGUGGGCUUUGAGCAUGGCCGUGCUGUGGAGAGAGGCACACACAGCCAGUUACUGGAUAAAAAGGGAGUUUACUUCACCUUAGUCACGCUCCAGAAUCAAGGGAAGGACACAGACACUGAUAAACCAGAGAACACUGCAGAGUCAAGAGUUACAGAGGAGGCUGAACUCGAGGAGCUCAGGAGAUUCAGCAGUGGAAGUUAUGAGAGCGUCUUAAGACGGCGAUCUCUUUCUCAAUUGUCAAACAGUCUUUCAGUCAUUUCUGGAAAAUUUGACUUCAAUUCAGACCUUUUCGAAAUGGAGGAAUCGGAUAACAACAAGAAAAGCAAAGGUAAAGCUAAAGAGGACAUAAAACCGGCUCCUGUGGCUCGAAUCCUGAAGUAUAACCGUCCCGAAUGGCCUUACAUGCUGCUGGGGUCUAUAGGUGCUGCUAUAAAUGGAUCUCUCAACCCUAUGUAUGCUCUGUUGUUCAGUCAAAUACUUGGGACGUUCUCUAUUCCGGACCCGGAUGACCAGAGGAGGCAGAUAAAUGGGAUUUGUAUUUUGUUUGUGGUCAUAGGAGUCGUAAGCUUCUUUUCACAGUUCUUACAGGGCUACUCGUUCGCUAAAUCAGGAGAGCUGUUGACUCGUCGGCUGAGGAAAUUUGGAUUUCAGGCGAUGCUAAAGCAGGAGAUCGGCUGGUUUGAUGAUCCCAUGAACAGUCCUGGUGCUUUGACGACCAGAUUGGCCACCAAUGCCUCCAUGGUUCAGGGGGCCACAGGUUCACAGAUUGGCAUGAUCGUCAACUCUCUGACCAACAUCGGCGCUUCCUUCAUUAUUGCCUAUUACUUCAGCUGGAAGCUCAGUCUGGUGGUCACCUGCUUCCUGCCUCUCAUCGGCCUCUCUGGAGUCUUUCAGUCCAAAAUGUUGACAGGACUCGCUAAUGAGGACAAAACCGCACUGGAGGCUGCAGGACAGGUGUCCAGUGAAGCUAUGAGCAACAUCAGGACCAUCGCCGGUUUAGCCAAAGAAAAGCACUUUGUGGCUCAAUUUGAAAAGCAGCUUCAGGCUCCGUAUAAAGCAGCCAAGAAAAAAGCUUACGUUUAUGGGAUUUGUUUCGCAUUCGCUCGCUGUGUCAUUUUCAUGGCCUACGCUGCAUCCUUUAGAUACGGAGGCUAUUUGGUCAGUCAUGAGGGGCUUCAAUACAUGAUGGUGUUCAGAGUGAUUUCUGCUCUGGUGACCAGCGCCACUGCACUUGGCAGAGCUUCAUCUUUCACACCAGACUAUGCGAAAGCGAAGAUCUCCGCUGCACAGCUUUUCCAGCUGUUGGACAGGGUUCCCAAAAUUAAUGUCAGCAAAACAGAAGGACAAAGCUGGAAUGACUUUAAGGGCAAAGUGGAAUUCAAAGGGUGCAGGUUCACGUAUCCCAGCCGGCCAGACGUACAGGUUCUGAGGGGUCUGGUGGUGUCGGUUCAUCCAGGACAGACUCUGGCUUUUGUGGGUAGCAGUGGCUGUGGAAAGAGCACCAGUGUUCAGCUACUGGAACGAUUCUACGACCCCGAUGAGGGACAAGUGCUGAUUGAUGGACGCCCGUCCGACAGCAUCAGCGUUCCCUUCCUGAGGUCUCAGAUUGGUAUUGUAUCCCAGGAGCCCGUGCUGUUCGACUGCAGUAUCGCAGAGAAUAUCCAGUAUGGAGAUAACUCUCGAACCGUGAGCAUGGAGGAGAUUAUAGACGCUGCUAAGAAGGCUUAUCUGCAUGACUUUGUGAUGACGCUUCCUGAUAAAUACGAGACUCAGGUUGGUGCUCAGGGCUCUCAGCUGUCUCGUGGACAGAAACAGCGAAUAGCGAUUGCCCGAGCCAUCGUCAGAAACCCCAAAAUCCUGCUGCUGGAUGAGGCCACGUCUGCACUCGAUACUGAAAGCGAAAAGACGGUUCAGGCAGCGCUGGACGAGGCCCGUCAGGGACGCACGUGUAUCGUCAUCGCUCACAGACUCUCCACCAUCCAGAGUGCCGACAUCAUCGCAGUGAUGUCACAGGGCGAGGUCAUCGAGAAAGGCACACACGACGAGCUCAUGGCCAAGAAAGCCGCAUAUUAUAAACUGGUUACCACAGGGGCUCCUAUUAGUUAACAUUCAGAUAAGCAAAUUGUCCCGCCUCAAACUCAUGCCAUUUAUAGAGCCAAUGCUGGAUAAUCUGAUUUAGUCGGGAUGCUGUGAUGAUGUAGAGAUAACACAGGAAUGGUUGAAGUGUGUGCCUUUAUGUGUAUUUAUUGAUAAGUGGACUUUUAUUAUACCUUGGCUGUAUUUUUCACUGUGUGUGUUUAAUUUAUACCUAAAGAAAUGAAGCAAAUGACUAAAGGGUAAUGGAGAUUUGACUUCUUCUACAGUUUUCUACUUAGUAGCUGCAGAUAUGAUGGCCUUGAACUAUAGCAGCAAUAGUAUGACACUGAUAACAUGUCCUUAAUCACUGAUAUGUUUGUGCUUAGUCAUCAUCGCUGUGCCAUGUGUUUGCUAUUAUUGUGUGUUUGAGCGUGUGUGUGUGUGUGUGUGUGUGUGCUUGUCACUUUGCAAAUGGUUUGACAAUUGUUUUGCACAUUAUUUUUGAAAGCAUAUCAACACACUGAUAUGUUUGUGCUCAGUCAUUGCUGUGCUAUGUGUUUGCUCUUUGUGUGUGUGUGUGUGUGUGUGUGUGUGUGUUGCUUUGCAAAUGGUUUGAUGAUCAUAUUGCACAUAUUGAUUUUGAAUGCUCAUAAAAUUAGCUGAAAUUAUAAAGCAUAAAAAAAGAUCUGUGAAUUAAAUUAUAUGAAGUGAGAG